GAGAUGGGAAGGGCUGUGGGCUGGGGACACCACGCUGGCUCAACUCUGUCGGUGGCCUUGGGGAGGACAGAAGCACCUGCCCGUCCAUCCCUGUCCUAAAGUUCAGGGCUCUGGAAGGGAGUGGGAGGCUCCGGAGGCCAAAGCGGUGGUUAGUGCUGGCCACCAGACUGGAGGCCGAGGAGAGCUUAUUGGCCAGAGACUUGGGGACUGCAACAGCUUUGUGCGUGCGGAGCCCGGGAAGGGAAAGCGAGCAGGGCCGCUCGUGCCUCCGGUCAUUCCUCCGACCCGCCAUGUAGGUCGCAGUGGCCUCAGUGACAGGGGCCACCGGGCCGCCUGGAUGACAUCAGCAGGGACUGGGCUGAAAGAAGGGCUCAGGCCCAUUGCUCCUGGGAUGGUUCACAGACACGAGCAAAGGCUGCAAGAGGGCGGUGUUCGCUCGGCACACGUGGGCCCAGGUGACCUUCCCUAGAGCAAAUGUCCCCAGGAGGGAGGACUUGUGGUGGGCUGACAGGUGAGAAGAAGCCAGUGUGGCUGGACUGUGGUGCUGGCCAAAGGGGCAGGGUGGCUGGGCCUGCGGGUGGUGAGGCUCUGAGACAAUGUGGCUCCCAGCCAGCCAGGGCCCUUGCAAGCACUGUGUGAAGGCCAGAGCAGAGCCGGAGCAUGCCAAGCAGCUGGGAAACUGUCCUGGUGCUGGGGGUCAGAGCCUUGAAGGGCCAUGAGGGGCCUUGGCCCUUGACGGAGGCCGCCACCACAGACGUCAGUGAAACUGCGUUUGACGAGAAAGGAUCUGAUGAUUCGGCCUUUUGACGCCGUAGUCAUCCCGCCAACAGGCUCUAUGCCCUCUGCUGACUUGGCCUGGCUGUCCCCGUCAGAGACCCCUGGCCGCACAGUGGGGGCAAGGGCUUCUACCAUUGCCAGCAGCCUGGUGCCCUGCACUCCUGCGGGCACAGUGCAUGAGCACGUGAACGUCAGGCCACUUGUCCAGGUGCAUGCGUGAGGUGGCCCGCGAGCGAACAGGGCGCGCCCCCUCGCCCCCACCCCCAGCCCAGCAUGGCCUUCCAGGAGGAGAAUUUCCCCCGGCUGGAGUGGGGUGGGGGCACGGCGCCAAGGCAGAGCAAGCUCCCGCACUUUCUUCUCCCCCUUCGCAGCCCCGGGACUUCCUGCAUGAUGUCAGCCGCCAGCCCCCAGCCCCCCCUCGAGGACCCUGUCUGGGAUCUCCAUCUGUAAAAUGGAUCUAGGAACGGUGGUGCGCGCCGGCCUGCACCCACCGCAUCUGUGCAAGCCAUCGGCCGUGAGCGAGUGGGGGCGCAGCCGGGCCCUUCACGUGGCGGCCGGCUGGGCCUGGAGGCUGUCCACGGCGGCAGCGCUGGGCGCGGGGAACCCGGCCUUGAUUUCUCCAGCAGCAGCGCGGGGCGGGGCGAGAAGGGGCGGUCGGGCCGGGGCCACUGGCGGGAGAAUGCGAGGAAUGUGCCAGGCGCAUCUACCUACCCCAGGAGAGGGCAGGGGAAGGGGCCGGCCGAGGGGAGGGGCGAGGGGCGAGGCUCCGGGCGCCCGAGAAAACCUGUUUGUUCUCCUGCAGCGAGAGCCCAGUCCGCGCCUCCUGCCGCCCCGCGCACCCCGCCGCUCCCCGCACCCGUGCCCGCCCGCGCUGCCCACCCGAGGGAGCCGCGCCCGCCCGUGCCGCGAGCCGGCCACCUGUGCCAGGCGGGCCGGUCCCCCUGUGCCCCCGGCUCUGGUUGCAAGACAGAGACGCCUUGAUUGUACUGAAGCAUCUGGGACCCAGGCUCUGAGAGUCGCCUGCCUUCCCAGCAGCCCCUCUCCGUGUGUCCAUUAUAUAGGAGCCUACUGAGCCAAGUGUGCCCGGAGCCCAGCGGCAAAACGAGCCAUGAGCAUUUCCGCCCUUGGAGGAGGCAGCCCCAAAGGGAAGCCUCUGCUUCCUGGAGAGGAGGAGCGCAACAACGUCCUGAAGCAGAUGAAGGUGCGGACCACACUCAAGGGGGACAAGAGCUGGAUCACCAAGCAGGACGAGUCCGACGGCCGCACCCUAGAGCUGCCUUCUCGCCGGAGUCGGACCACGUCUUUUUCGUCAGCGGGGGAGGUCAUGAAGGCCAGGUCCCCGAGCACCAAGGCUCCCGCCGGCUAUAUCAUUCGAGGAGUGUUCACUAAGCCCAUAGACAGCUCGACCCAGCCCCAGACUCACUUUCCGAAGAUCAAUGGAACGCCCAAGAGUAGCACCGGGUCCCCACGCCUGUCUUCUUCUGGCUACAAGAUGACCACGGAGGAUUACAAGAAGCUGGCACCCUACAACAUCAGGCGCAGCUCCACAUCGGGGGACGCUGAGGAGGAGGAGGUGCCUUUCUCCCUUGAUGAGCAGAAACGCAGGUCGGACGCUGCCAGCAGCGUGCUGAGGAAGACCGCACCCCGGGAGCAUUCCUAUGUUCUGUCAGCAGCCAAGAAGAGCAGCGGCUCUACUCCGGAGACGCAGGCCCCGUUUAUCGCCAAGAGAGUUGAGGUGGUGGAUGAGGACGGGUCUUCCGAGAAGAGACGGGAGCUACCUUCACCUACAAGCUCCACUCCGGGCUCAAGCAGUGUGGAUGGAGCCAGAGCCAGGGUGUCGCGGGCGAUUUGGAUUGAACGCCCGCCCAGCCUGCCGGGUCUGGCCUGCCCCUCCGGGAGCCGGGAGCCCAGCAGUGCCAGAGGAGAGGAGAUUGUCCGUCUGCAAAUAACCACCCAGGAAGGAAUGAGACCAUCCCUGGUCCCCCUGAAGAAGCUGCCCCAGAGGGAACUGGCCAGUGAGGACUUCCAGAGUGUGAAAGCAGAGCCUGAGAGAGUGUGCUCAGCUGCUGGCUUCACCUCUCUCUUGGAUAACCAGGAUGCAUAUGGUGCCAACUCUCAGCUCCACAGGCCUGGGCCAAUGGCUACAAGUUCUGAUGCCACUGUGACUUCUGCCAUCCGUCCUUCUUCUGAUGGGAAGAGUGACUGUCCAGCUGAUCUGGAGGAAGUGGAGGCAAAGCAGAAGGGCGCCGCCUUGACUGGUUCUGAGGAGAAGAAGUUGCCCAUCAAAGUGGAAGAGGCAUGGAAGGAGACACCCAAACCCCCAAGAGAUGGCCAGGGAGAUUCAGAUGCACCCAGCCAGAAGCUUGUGGACCCCAGUACUGCAGAACAGCAGAGCGGAGGAGCUGAGAAGCUGGUGGAACAGGACAGCAAGGCCAGCAGUGCGUUGGUGCGUUCCGACACAAAGAUGGUCACCACAGUAGGGGAGACCUGGCAGGAGAGGCCUGGGAGCACCAGGGAUGACCGUCGCUGCACCAGCCAGCAGCCUGGCGACUCCAGCAUCGUGCAGGCACAGACCCAGAGCAGCACUGAAGUAUUUGAGCAGCUGGUGGAACUGGACAAUAGAGCCAGUGGGACAAAAGCCCCGUCAAGCUGCAUGGUGACUGUGACCGUGACUGCUGGAGCAGAGCAGCCUCACGCUUACACUCCAGGGUCCCCAAGUGAGCUGAAGUCCAGUUCAGCCAGCAAAGAGAUUCUGUUUGUGAAGGAGUACACGAAUGCCAGCGAGGUGUCUUCUAGGAAGCUGGGUGCAUCACUCUAUAGCAGUGGCGCCAAUAGCGAGGAUGCAUUCAGCAAGGAGAAGAAAGCUCCGUACAGUAGCGCUACAUACCCUGAGAGAACAACAGGAGGAAUAUGCACUUACUGCAGUCGGGAGAUCCGAGACUGCCCAAAGAUCACUCUAGAACAUCUUGGCAUCUGUUGCCAUGACUAUUGCUUUAAGUGUGGGAUUUGCAAUAAACCUAUGGGUGAGCUUCUGGAUCAGAUCUUCGUUCACCGGGAUACCAUCCACUGUGAGAAAUGCUAUGAGAAGCUCUUCUAGACGGAGAAGAUGCUGAAGACUCCCAGACAAGUUUGGCUGUCCCAGUUCCCCGUUUCUGAUUCCGCAUACCCCCUCCCAUUCAGUUUCUUCAUGCUUUUGUCCCGACCUUGAACUUGCUUAAACCCAGUAGCUAUGAAAAUUUACUUGUGUGUGGCUUUUCAAAGCUUAGAAAGUACUUCUUAUCCAUGAUCUUAUUUCAGGCUUGAGCAAAGCAGAUUGAGCAGGAAUCCCAGCAUGGCUUCCCUAGGACAGAUUGGCUUCCUGAUGUGAUAAGGUGGCCCGAGAUAUAAGGCAACGCCAGAAUGUAGGGCUCCUUGUGUCCUGCUUUGGGGGCAGAGAAAAUUCCCCCUUUUAACCCACAGCUCUGAGUGUCUUUGGUAUUGGAGAGCGGAAGGAUAAGCCCCUGAAGAUUCUCAGGGGCCAGCAUGGAGACUGUGGACAGUCCCUAGUUGGGAAAUUGCAGGCACUGAAUGCUAGGGAUUGCCAUAGGCUUCGUCUAGCUUAUCUAUUGGUCUUAUAUAUUUUCGAACCUUAAAUAGGCUUUUCAAGGUCAUUAGUUAAUUGAAUGAGUUAAGUUGCAGAUUUUCAUGAACAGACAUCUGAUUUACAACAUGUUUUCAUGAGUAAAUUUAUUAUUUACAGCAUGUUUUCAUGAGCAUAUUUCUGAUUUGCAGCAGAUUUUUAUUACCUCUUUCCUGCCUUUCACUCGAGUUGAUUUUUCCCCCUGCAGCAUGUAGGCCUGUAUUCGAAAGGUUAGGUUUACAUUCAAGAGGAUGUGAUUCUUUGGGAUGUCUUUGUCUAAAUUUUGAGAGUUGUUUAGUAUCUUGCCCUCAAAUCCUGAUCACUUUACUUGAUGCAGAAAUCCUCUCAAGUAAAUCUUGGAUGUAUCAACUCCAGCAGGAUUAAGAAGGGAGAAAAGCAGCUAACCUUUCUUGAGGCUUUAACUGCAUAUCAGGCAUUAACAUUGCAAAGUGAUGGCAUUAAUCCUCCUACUAAUCCUGUGCAGAGGGUACUUUUGUUUCCACUUCACAGAUAAGGAUAUUGGGUUCAGAGAGGAGGUCUGUUCAUUGUAUAGAACCAUUGCUCUUUCUCCCAAGCUCUCUUAUAACAGCAUCAGAAUAGCAAGCACCUGUUCUAUGCUGAGUGCCAGGCACUACCAGGUGGCAUCUCUUCACUAAGCCUCCCUGAGGGACGCUGUUUCAAAGAGAUGCUAGUGUUAAGUCCUGCCCCAGCCCCUGGGCAUCCUGGACACUCACCACAUGAAGUACUACAAAGACCAAGCACCACCUAAACCCUCUCUCCUCUCCUUCCAAUGCUGCAGAGCUCAGAGGUUCUCAUCUGUGAACAGGUUUGACUCAGAGACCUUCCCAAGAGGAGCUUCUCAGCCCAGGGAGAGCUCCAGUAGGUUAACUCAUCUACGCAUGAGGUUUUCUGAAAUUGGUUGCAAGUGCCAGCACCUCUGUUACUUGCAAGAUGGGACCUGUUGGACAUUGGACCAGCUGCAUGCCCACCCGUGCAGUUCACUGACUCUGCUUAAGCUCCCUGUAACUCCUCUCUCCUCUCUCAUCACCAUAUCUGCCCUGAUGGGGAAGGACCACUUGAGAGUUCUUAUGAUGAAAAAUGAGGACAGAAAGUAUCUGUCUUCUAUCCAGUUUUUGCUCUUCCUGUCAGAGAUCAGACAAGAUCUUUGUUUGCAUGUCAUAUGCCACGUGCCAAUACUAAAUAAGAGUUUAGCCCAAGCUUGAGACUUGACACAUGGUGAGCACUCAAGUGCUGAAUGAAUGUGUGAAAGGGAAAGAAAGGUGUCACCUCUGGGUGGGAGAUGCUUCUUGAACCACAGUGCAGGCCCAGCUGUGAGGAAGUGCAGAGUAAAGACGUUUGGGAUAUGUAGGCUUCCCUGGAUUCUAGAUAGGCUCUGCUGUUAAGGGAGUUUUAGAACCAGUAAGUAAUGUAGUGAAAGGCUGCAAAGUCAAUAUUGAUUUUAAUCCAAAAUAGCCUCUUUCAUGUCUAGAAAGGCACAAAAUUAUCCAGACUAAAGGAAGAGGGUAGUUAUAUUACACUUUUGCUUCUUUUUAAUUGUCUAGUAUUUUAAUCAUACUUGUUUAAUCGACAUUAAUGUACACAGUUAAAAUAAAUAUUAAA
This is a messenger RNA of Sorex araneus (European shrew), 6016 nucleotides long. RefSeq names its product zinc finger protein 185 with LIM domain (gene ZNF185). The record is from RefSeq and is a predicted model, not a curated record. Lineage: Eukaryota; Metazoa; Chordata; Mammalia; Eulipotyphla; Soricidae. The transcript is spliced from 25 exons. The coding region runs from base 1886 to 3874 and encodes 662 amino acids.